AUGACAUCCCAGCUGCCCGAUAUUUCAGAGCGGCCGACACCGUCGCCGACACCGUCGACACCGCCGUCGACACAGCCGGAGAACCAGGGCCAGCCCUCGUCUGAAAGACCUCCGGUGCAGCCCCCGUCUGAUGACAUUAGGACGAGGCCGCCCGAGUCCACGCUGCCGCCCCAGUCAGAAACUAUCACGAAGCAGGCUACCGCUACAGUCCGAGCUCCUGAGCCUCCGAGGGUCACAUUCUCCAACGAUCUCAUUGAACAAAAUCGUUUCCGAAGAAUGUUCACGUCGAAACAAAAAUUGGGACCACAAAGGACCAACCCUCUGCCUCGUGUGGACGCAACGCCUGCCCCCGCAGAACCGCCUACUCCCGAGUUCAUCUGGGGCUAUGAAAACUUACCCCGGGAAAAUUGGCCCGGGAAGAGAUAUAUGCCUCAAUGGAUGACUAGCGUGAACUACAGGCAGAAUCUGAAGGAUGCUUCAGAAGCCAUGGGUGCGUGUGCCGCGGCACUUGCCACAAACCAACAUUAUCAAGUCUACCCAAAGACAGUCGCGUCUCAUUUCCCAAUUUUACGCACCAGAUUCACGGACGACGGAUUGCAAGAGAUUCAGAGUUCCGACGUCAACAAAAAGUUCAAAACCCGCCAAACGCUGCCCUAUUACGCGGCUCUUUUUGCCAGCAGACAUGACCGUGAAGACGGCGCAUGGCAUUGGUGGGCAAUUGCUUCAAUUCGUGAACCUCAUCCCCAGGAUACCACCGUCCCGGAUCCCGGAGUACCGCAACAUCUACUUGUGUAUGACUCACUACCUCUGCCGAAGAUUGAGAGAUGGGAAAGAGAUCGAAAGAUUGGUUUACGUAACUUUCUUCGAAAGGAUCAGUGCCACAUGUUGGAGGAGAUACACCGGGAAGUUCCGAUUCAGCAUAUUUUUCUCAACACGAGGCGUCUCACCGCCGAUGUGGAUGAUCCCCUCAUGGAGACUCUGUGGUGGAUCUGGAAUGUGGCCAAUCGUGGUGACGUUCCCUGCGAGAUGGGAACAGAACUCGACGAUAUCCGCAUGAGGGUAGUCGAAGCGAUCACUCUCAAAUUUGCGGUGCGAGAAGGGGAACAGGGGAGAGAUAGACACCGAAAGUUGAUCUUACAGACGAUCAGACGAAGGCCUUGGAAUGGGAAGGAGGAGGCUUCGGCCAGCUAG
Molecule: messenger RNA, 1191 nt
Organism: Aspergillus saccharolyticus JOP 1030-1
Lineage: Eukaryota; Fungi; Ascomycota; Eurotiomycetes; Eurotiales; Aspergillaceae
Exons: 2
Coding region: 1-1191 (396 amino acids)
Source: RefSeq, a predicted model, not a curated record